UGGAGGUUCAUUAUGAUGGAGAAUGGGGAACCGUGUGUGAUGAUUACUGGGCUUUGACAAACACUGCAGUGGUGUGUAGAGAGCUGGGCUGUGAUGAAACUUCAAACACAAUGCGUUCUGCUCACUUUGGACCAGGAUCAGGAAAAAUCUGGAUGGAUGAUGUGAGAUGUAGUGGAUCUGAGUCUUCAAUAUUUAAUUGCUCAAAAAGAGAAAUGGGUGACCAUUACUGUGAGCAUAGUGAAGAUGUUGGUAUUAUCUGCUCAGGCAUCAGGCUUGUUGGAGGUUCUCGCUGCUCUGGGAGGUUAGAGGUGCCUCAUGGGAACACGUGGUACACAGUGUGUGCCGCUGCCUUUGACCAGCAGGAUGCAGAGGUUGUGUGUAGAGAGCUGGACUGUGGGGCUCCUGUACAGGUGCUGGGAGCAGCUGCUUUUGACAAAGGAGACGCUCAGAUGUGGACACAAGAGAUCCAGUGCAGAGGAAAUGAGUCUCAGUUUGCUCUUUGUCCAGCUUCACCUUCACAAUUUUGUUCCCAUGAGAACGAUGUAAGCAUUGUAUGUGCUGAAACAGUGAGAUUAGUGGGUGCUAACAGUCGCUGUGCUGGUAGAGUGGAGGUUCUUCAUGAUGGUGAGUGGGGAACAGUGGGUGAUGUGCGCUGGGAUUUGCCUGAUGCUGCAGUGGUGUGUAAAGAACUUGGCUGUGGAGAGGCUUUAACUGCACCAAAGGGUGCUCACUUUGGUGAAGGAUCAGCAGAGAUUUGGAUUAUGGAUUUACAGUGUACUGGAUCAGAGUUGACACUGACAAACUGUAGAUUCAAUGGAUGGGGAGUAAAAGCUAAUCAUACUGAAGAUGCUGGAAUCAUCUGCUCUGGAGUCCGGGUGGUUGGAGGAUCUCGCUGUUCUGGCAGAGUAGAAGUGCCUCAUAAUCACACGUGGAUGUCAGUGUGUGAUGCUGUCUUUGACCAGCAGGAUGCAGAGGUUGUGUGUAGAGAUCUGGACUGUGGGGCUCCUGUACAGGUGCUGGGAGCAGCUGCUUUUGACAAAGGAGACACUCAGAUGUGGACACAAGAGAUUCAGUGUAGAGGAAAUGAAUCCUAUAUAUCUUUGUGUCCAACAUCAUCUUCUCUCAAACCAAACUGCACCCAUGAGAAUGCUAUUGGACUGUUAUGUUCUGGUUACACUGAUCUCAGGCUGGUAAAUGGUCCUGACGUCUGUUCUGGUCGAAUCGAACAUCAGUACUUAAGUAAAUGGGGCACAGUGUGUGAUGCAUGCUGGGAUAUGAGAGCUGCCAGUGUCCUCUGUAGACAGCUGAAUUGUGGGAUUGCUGUGUCUGUUGUGGGAUCAGACUGGUUUGGAGAGGGAAAUGAUGAAAUCUGGGCUGAUGUGUUUGAUUGUGAUGGGAAUGAAACAAAACUCUCAGAAUGUUCCAUCUCUUCAUGGAGUCGAGCUGAAUGUUCUCAUAGACGAGAUGUUGGAGUCAUCUGCUCUGAUUCCUCUCUGGCUCUUCAUGACGGUCUGGUGCGGUUGUCUGGAGAGAGACAGUGUGAGGGGGAGGUGGAAGUUUUCACCCAUCAGGUCUGGAGGAGAGUUCUGCUGGACUCCUGGAGUCUCUCUGAAUCCUCUGUGGUCUGCAGACAGCUAGGCUGUGGCUCUGUGCUGAACUUCUACAGCUCCUCUUCAUCCAGUCCUGAACACAGUCAUGAGUGUGUGACGGGCUUCCAGUGCUCUGGGAGUGAAGCUCAUCUGGGGAACUGCAGCUCUCCACAAACUCUCAACUGCAGCUCCACACAACAGCUGUCAAUCACCUGCAUCGGUCGGGGGUCCAUCAGGCUGGUGGGUUCUGGGGGAGACUGUGCAGGGAGGCUGGAGGUUUUUCACAGCGGCUCAUGGGGGACAGUGUGUGAUGACUCCUGGGAUAUUAAAGAUGCUCAUGUGGUGUGCAGACAGCUGCAGUGUGGAGUGGCCCUCAGUAACCAGCAGGUACCAGCCUGGUUUGGUCCUGGUUCUGGACACAUAUGGCUGGAUGAGGUGGAGUGUGAGGGGAAUGAGACGUCCCUGUGGAGCUGCUCUUCUUCAGGCUGGGGAAAACAUGACUGUCAACACAAGGAGGAUGUAGGAGUCAUGUGCUCAGGUAAACGGUACACUAGAGGAAAUAUUUAUCAAAGAUAAACUUAUUUUUUCAGA
Molecule: messenger RNA, 2180 nt
Organism: Carassius gibelio (silver crucian carp)
Lineage: Eukaryota; Metazoa; Chordata; Actinopteri; Cypriniformes; Cyprinidae
Product: scavenger receptor cysteine-rich type 1 protein M130
Exons: 7
Coding region: 111-2165 (684 amino acids)
Cellular component (GO): membrane
Source: RefSeq, a predicted model, not a curated record